Molecule: messenger RNA, 585 nt
Organism: Phaeoacremonium minimum UCRPA7
Lineage: Eukaryota; Fungi; Ascomycota; Sordariomycetes; Togniniales; Togniniaceae
Exons: 2
Coding region: 1-585 (194 amino acids)
Source: RefSeq, a predicted model, not a curated record
AUGAAGGCUGCUAUCAUCAUUGCUGCUGCCGGCGUAGCCGUUGCCCAGAACCUCUCCGGUGUGCCCACCUGUGCCACCUCCUGCCUGUCCUCCGCCAUCACCGCCGCCGGCUGUGCGCCCACUGAUGUCGGUUGCCAGUGCGGCCCUACCAAGAGCGCCAUCGCAGGCCUCGCGGCACCUUGCCUGAUCUCCGCCUGCACAGCUGCCACCGACCUCGUUGGUGCCCAGUCCGCAGGCGACGCUCUGUGCAGCAUCUUCAGUGCCGGCGAGACUGCCUCCGUCAGCGCCACUACUACCGGCUCGGGCUCGGGCUCUGUCGCAUCCACGACCACUGUCGUCCAGACCACCACCUCUACUGGCGCCGUCGAGACCACCGUGUCCGGUGGCAGCAUCACCACCUCAGUUCCGGUCACUACCACCGCGACAAACUCUGCCACUGUCAUCAACGGCACCGUCACAACUGGCAGCCCCUCCGGCACGGCCUCUGCUGGAACCAGUGGCUCUACCGCUGGUGCUGCGCCCACUGGAGUUGCCAUGGGCGCUGGUGCCUUGCUUGCCUUCAUCGGUGCUGUCGCUGCUCUGUAA